Messenger RNA from Pedinophyceae sp. YPF-701, 870 nucleotides. NCBI's taxonomy places the organism in Eukaryota, Viridiplantae, Chlorophyta, Pedinophyceae. The record is from the annotation of a GenBank genome assembly.
AUGAUGGGCUCUACGUUCGCCGACCCCGCCUUCCUCACGAAGGAGCAGCGUGACGCGCUGCGCGCCUACGUGACCAUGGAGGACAGCGGGUUCCAAAACCAGGGCGACACCACGGUGCGUCUGCACAUCACGCACAGCAACCUGAAGCAGACGCGGCUGCAGGAGGUCCGGCUCGACCUCCACAUGACCAUCGCGGCCGUCAAGCACAAGCUCGUCUCGCACACGGGCACCAACGCCAGCACGAUGCGCCUCCAGCUCCGCGACGCCUCCAACACCCCCCUCGCGGACCUAGACGACGCCCGGAAGCUCGGGUUCUACUCGCCCGAAGACGGCAUGGUCCUGCACGUCAUCGACCUCGACCCGACGUCGGCGUCCGCCAACGGCUGGCUCGAGGACGUGAGCAAGGUGGAGAAGUACCAGAUCUCCGAGGAGGCGUACAACGCGCGGGAGAACACGUACCGCAAGUUCAAGGAGGACAAGCUGAGGGAGGACCCCACGUGGACGAUCGAGAAAGAGAUGGCCAAGCGGCGCGGCGUGCCGUACGUGCCCCCGGCCAAAGCCGAGAAGGCCGGGCCGGACUACUGCGCCGAGGAGGCGCGGGGGAUCAGCGUGGGGGACCGGUGCUCCGUCGAGCCGGGCGACAGGCGUGGGGAGGUGUGCUUUGUGGGGCAGGUGGAGGGGCUGCCGCAGGGGUGGUGGGUCGGGGUGAAGUACGACGAGCCCGUGGGGAAGAACGACGGGUCGGUGAAGGGCACGAAGGUGUUCGAGUGCGCCCCGGGGUACGGCGGGUUCGUCCGACCUGACAAGAUGAAGGUUGGAGACUACCCCCCCCUAGACGACCUGGAGGGGUCGGACUUCGACGAGAUCUAG